Messenger RNA from Hydractinia symbiolongicarpus, 1458 nucleotides. RefSeq names its product WW domain-binding protein 2-like. Gene Ontology annotation, biological process: positive regulation of DNA-templated transcription. The transcript has 10 exons. Gene Ontology annotation, cellular component: nucleus. Lineage: Eukaryota; Metazoa; Cnidaria; Hydrozoa; Anthoathecata; Hydractiniidae. The coding region runs from base 158 to 916 and encodes 252 amino acids. The record is from RefSeq and is a predicted model, not a curated record. Gene Ontology annotation, molecular function: chromatin DNA binding; transcription coactivator activity.
AUUCUCCUACAAAAACCGUAAUUUGAGAUUUGAACAUUAUUAUAUAGUAUAUGUGGCAGCGGAUUAGUAAACAUAAAACAGUGAAAAACUCAAAAAAAUCGUACAGAUCCUAUCCUAAGAGAUAGUUUAGCUAUCAAUUUUUAGUUUAAUAUCAAUAAUGUCAAUCAACAAAAUUGAUGCCAAUGAAGGUCGACUUACACUCCAUGGUGAUCAUGUUCUGCAUCAUCAAGAUCACAUUGAAUUUGAGCUAGAAGGUGAUCGUCUUCCUGCAAACUUAAGAGGUUGCCACAAAGGAGAUAUAUUCAUCACUAAUUUGAGAUUAAUAUAUAUCAAUGAAGGGUCAUCUGGAUAUAAAUCAUUUUCAAUGGAUUUUCAACACAUCCGCAAUGUAGAGGUUAAACAACCGAUAUUUGGUGCAAAUCAUUUAAAAGGAUUCAUCAAAGCUGAACCUGGAGGCGGUUGGGAAGGCAGUGCAAAUUUUAAAGUGAACUUUCCUAAAGGUGGUGCAAUUGAUUUUGCAGAAAACUUUCAAAAAGCAGUUAAAGAUUCCCUAAGAAACAGACACAAUGGCAUGGUUGCACCGCCUCCACAGCAACCAGCAUUUUAUGGACCACCUAUAUGCAUGAUGCCUCCACCUGAAGCCUAUUACUACCCGCUACCGCAGCCAGCAUAUUAUGCAUAUCAACCAGGCGCUCCUCCACAAGCUGGUCAACAACCUUUGUAUAACCCUCCUACUGGACAAGCACCACCACCCUAUAUGCCUACAGACCAACAAACGCCAGCACAAACACAACAAAGUUCAGCAAAUGCUAAAGCCCAAGAAGCCUAUAUGACUGGUCACACUGCCUAUAUUCCAAAUGAAACACCGCCACCAUAUAAUCCAAAUUUUGAUCCGAAUGCUAAAAAAGAUCAAUAAGUAAAAGAAACCACAAUGGAAAAAUAUUUUUAUAUGAAAUUUAAUCGACAGUAUCUUGAACAUAAAAAUCACCAUAAAAGAAAAACAAGAGAUGAAACUUUUAUGGGGUCAUUUUCUUGUGCAUACUUGAACAAUAUAUUUCUUAUAGUUAAUAAACAAUAUAUAAAUUUAAGUAUAAAGCUUAGAAUGAAUCACGCCAUGUGAUGUAAAAACCGAUUCGGUAUUAGCACGCCCGGAUUAGACAGUCACUUUGGCUUGAUCCUCUUGGUUUAUUGAAUUUAAGUUGUAAUUUAAAUGAGCCUUUUAUAUAAGUCAUUUAGGGAGUCAUGUUUCAAAGCCAUUGUUUACAUAGAAGGAUAUUUCGUAAAAUGUUAAUCUUUUAGUGAGCCUUGACUUGUUACAGAAAACGUAAAUUUAGUUCCGGACGAAAGACCUUCUGCGAAAAAAAAUUUUAAAAAUUAAUUUUGAACUUUUUAAAGGUUCAUUCUGUGUGUUGUAGAUUUGUAAGUUUGUGUAUUAGUAAAUUGAUAAACGUGAAGCUA